This is a messenger RNA of Capsicum annuum, 789 nucleotides long. RefSeq lists its product as uncharacterized. Gene Ontology annotation, molecular function: zinc ion binding. The transcript has 2 exons. The coding region runs from base 1 to 789 and encodes 262 amino acids. The record is from RefSeq and is a predicted model, not a curated record. Lineage: Eukaryota; Viridiplantae; Streptophyta; Magnoliopsida; Solanales; Solanaceae.
AUGGCAAAAUCAUAUUUGAAGAGUGAAUUUCACAUGUUAAUGGAGAAAGUGGAGGCAGUUGAUGCUAGAGUGAAGAAUUACUUGGAAUUGGCAGGUUACGAUAAGUGGGCUAGAUCGUAUGGAUCCUUUCAUAGAGGAUGGACUUUGACUUCAAACAUUGCCGAGUCCAUUAAUGUUGCGCUGGUUUCAACUAGAGAACUACCAAUAUAUAAUUUUCUGGAGGAAGUUAGAUUGAUGUUUGGAAGAUGGAACUGUGAAAACAGACAACAGGCGUUGUAUACUUUUACGGAUCUUAUUGGUAAAUUUCAAGAAAUUCUUCAACAGAAUGAAGCGGAGUGUACACGUAUGAAGGUUAUACCUGCAUCAGAGUACAUCUAUACAGUCCACGACAAGGAGAAACAUUUUAUUGUUUGUCUUAAUGAAAAAAAAUGUUCUUGCAAUGCAUUUCAAUUGGAUGAGAUAUCGUGUGUUCAUGCUUGUACAGUUCUUGAUAGCAAGAAUUUCAAGAAGGGGCCAUAUUGCUCUGAUCUAUACAAGCCAAAAAACGUCCUGAGAACAUAUGAUCUUUCAAUUUAUCCACUACCACACAAAGAUGAUUGGGUGAUUCCAAAGAAAAUUAUGGAUGAGAUUGUUCUGCCGCCGAAAUACAAGCGACCCCCUGGAAGACCUCCGAAGAAGGACCGUGGAAAAUCCAGACGAGAUAUGUUUGGAAAGAAGAGCAAAAAUUGUCGUAGUUCAUGUGGUUUAAAAGGUCACAAUAGGCGUUCAUGUAGGAAAUACAACAAAUGA